UGCGUCAUUGUUCGUGACCGUUCGUGACGAUUCGCAGUUCGUUUCAUGCUUCGAUGGCAGAGUUACGAUUCGAGUGAUUUAUCAAGUAAUGUGAUGUUUUCUGAAGGUAAUUACAAGAAUGCCAAUACAGGGUCCACAGUGGACUGAAUUCCUUUCUUGUCCUGUAUGCUGUAAUAAUUUUGAUGCAGCAAUACGAGGGCCCAUAUCCUUAGGAUGCGGACACACCAUAUGCCGGACGUGUCUGGCAAAUCUUCAUCGCAAGCAAUGUCCGUUCGAUCAGAGUGGUAUAAAUACAGAAAUAGAAAGAUUACCAGUGAACGAAGCUUUGUUGCAACUGGUAGGCAAUCCCAUUCCACCGAAUACCGGCUCGGUUUACCUGAAGCUUUUACCACCUGAGGACUGUGCACAUUAUUUAGUGGCUAAGCGAUGUAUCGAGGAGCUUGCUCUCUACUUGAAACCAUGUCAGGCGGUGCCUGCCUCUGCUACGGGACUCGUUUCUCGGGCGAUGCAGCGCAAGCUUGUAAUGUUGGUAGGAUGUCAGUUGAUGGAGCCAGAGGGCAGAGCUCGUGCCGUAAGAGCAGCGAGGAGCUUAGGAGAGCGUUCCGUUACGGAGUUAAUAUUGCAACAUCAAAAUCCACAGCAACUUAGUGCAAACUUGUGGGCUGCGGUUCGGGCUCGUGGUUGCCAGUUCCUUGGACCAGCGAUGCAAGAAGAAGUUCUCAAGCUCGUUCUGUUAGCUCUCGAAGAUGGAUCGGCUCUUUCCAGAAAAGUAUUGGUGAUGUUCGUGGUGCAACGCUUAGAGCCACACUUUCCUCAAGCUUCGAAAACUAGCAUCGGUCAUGUCGUACAACUUCUCUACCGAGCCAGUUGUUUUAAGGUGUCAAAGCGCGAAGCAGACUCUUCGCUGAUGCAAUUGAAGGAAGAAUUUAGAACCUACGAGGCUUUAAGAAGGGAGCACGAUGCCCAGAUCGUGCAAAUAGCUACCGAAGCGGGCCUGAGAAUUGCCCCGGAUCAGUGGUCCGCAUUGCUUUACGGAGAUUCGAGUCACAAAUCCCAGAUGCAGAGUAUCAUCGACAAGUUGCAAACACCCCAGUCCUUUGCCCAGAGUGUCCAAGAACUCGUAAUAGCUCUUCAACGUACCCCGGAUCCUGGCCAGCUCAGCAGUUUAAGGCCACAACUGGAAUUGUUGGCAGCUAUCGAUCCUAGUCCAGAGACCGAAGCUUCUUCGUGGAGGGAAUGCAGAGCAGCUUUGGAAGCGGUUAGAACGGUCGUGGCUGCCUUGGUGGAAUUUAUUCAACAACACGGAAAUCGCAAGAAUCAAGAUGGCGCGCAUCCGGCUGGACCAGGACAGCCGAAAUAUAAAAUCAGCAUGUGUCGCGAUCUUGCCCUACGAGGUUCAUGUCCGCGCGCUACAAACUGCACCUUCGCCCAUAGCGACCUGGAGCUCGACAAAUAUCGAUCGAAGAGUAGGAAACUCAACAUAAGGUCAUCCCUGCCGUUGACCAACAACCAGGAUAACAAAAUAGAAAAGCCUGCGGCAACUCCAAAUGGAAAGGGAUUCAAACAAUGCGAAGACUUGAUUUACCACCCUGGCAAGCCUCGAGCUAGCAUUUACAGAGAAGGUUUCAACUCGAUGGGGAAGGUGAGCGCGGUUCAGCACCCGGUUGUUGCCAACGAGAACAACUUGGUUGGAUCGCUGACCAGCUACGUGAUGCCGUCGCCUCAGGGCUUGGCCCACGUUGUUCCGGCGAAAAAUCUGGACAUGCAGUGUCCUCGUUACGUUGUCUCCGGUAAUCCCUUGGAUUACGGAACCGCCAACAUGCACCUCUGGGAUCACUCGCAGAUACCCUCUGUGCAGAACAACCUGCCGAGUAACGGGAAAAAGCAGCGGUCGGUGGCGAAGACCCUGGCCAUGCUUCUGCAACGCAGGAUGGAGAUCAUAAGCCAGCUGGAGAACAUUGUCAGCAAACAAGCCCCGCAGCAAAUCAAAACCCAGAACUGUGAUAUCCACCACUCCCAAGGCGACCCUUUGUCCCCGAGCUUUUCCAUCUGGGCGAACGCCCCAGGAGGCCAGCUCUCUCCUGCGGGGAACAUAAAUUACGGAGGAAAUUUCCGACGGUCGGACUCCAUUUUACUGGACGACGAGUUCGUUCCCUUCGAGGCGACUCCGGCCAGCAAAUACGGACCGAUCUCCAGACUCUCGAAGUCGCUACUCAGACCAGCCAAUGGCGUGCAACCUGCCGGAUUGUACAGCGAAGGACCCAUGCCAGCAGUUCGACCGAUUCCUGCAGCCAAUGCAGUAACGUCCUGGUACUACGGUCACCAGUCCUUUACUUCGCUGGGAGGAAACGGCGGAAUGCAACCGGUAGCCAACCCUGGUCUUGGGGAUGGAUUCAUCACGGUUGGUCGUGGGAUUAACGAGACCCCCUCGCAGGUGGAGUUGACGAGGCAGGAGUCAAUGUCCAAGGACUUGAUCCUGGAGUCGCAGAAGGUGAAACAGCAGUUGAAACAUUUGGAGAAGAAGAUCAACGAUUUGAAACUCGCUACCCAAGGACCGUUUACGGAGGGGGAGAGAUUGACCCAGGAAUUGCAAAUGGUCGAAGCGGGGAUCCGCGAGAAGGAGAAGGAUGUCCGCAAUUGGAGUCCUUACGGCAGCAUACCGUGGAUCCAGCCCCCGAACAAUUUACUGGCCGGUCACGGAGUGGGUCGGGAUUACAAAUCAGAGGAGGAGGACACGUACGAGGCCGGCCUAGCGAAUGAUAUGCGCGAGCUGGAGCUGAGAUGGGAGUACGAACUUCAGGAGCAGGAGAAGCGCUGGUCCAGCGAAGAGGACACCAAGAAAUGACAGCCUGGAGGGUGUCGGUAAACGGGAAGAAGAGGGAAACCGAAGGAGGGCAGUCUCCUUUCCAGUACCGCGUGAGAUAUGAAUUAGAUUGACUCUUCCUCGGUAUGUAUUGUACAUAUAUAUGCGUCGAUAUGUGCCACAUUUUGUUGCGCAUUUCAAGGAUCAACGACCGAGCUAAGCUAGAAUCAUUUUCGUAUGACUGGAAUCUGCGAAUCGUUAAGUAGGAAAUAUCUGACGAGGCGAUUGACGUUCAUGCGAGUCGUUAAUGUAUAUUUUUACGUAUACGUGAAUAAUUCACACGAGUCAUUCGAGCGGGCGAUUCGAAUUUAAAGCGCAGAUCGCGAGAGUGUGGGACUUGCAGGGCACAGUUUUUUUAUGUGCACCUUAAUGGUUUUUAGUGCUUACACGAAAAUGUACAAUGUACGUUUUUACCGUUUACCUUUGGUCGUCAAAAUUCCUCGGUGGAGUUGCUUGGAAAUUUUCUUUCGAAGUAAGGAUAUCGGACUCGUAGAUCCUUGAAAUCUCCUCGCCAAUCGAUGGUAGACAUUUGGACUUCUUGUAAGGAAAAGAAAAAAAGAAAGAAAAAGAAAGAAAAAGGAACGAAAAGCGGCGCGUUCUCUCGAUCUAGAGGUGUACUUUAAUUUGCAAACGUGCAACGUCUGCAAAAGACCAUUCGCCCUCGGCUUCUGCAGACCAGGUUGACCACCGGAAAUGGCCAACCGAAUUAUACGCAAAGAGGGGAGGUAUAUGCAAUGUACUGUUGUAUCAACGUGGUCGAGAAACAGUGGCCAGAAAUUUGCCAUAUUUUUCCUUUUGUUUUUUUUGCAAACAAGUUCGACGGUGAGUUAGAAGUUAUAGAAUUAAACAUCCAGGGACUUUGCGAAUUUGCACCGUUUGCCCGUAUUUGUAAAUUAGUUCAAUGGUUAAUAUUAAACGGCGAAGGUUUAAGAAUUUAUUAUUUACGCGUUGCAUGUAAUCUCCCGGAAAUUCGCAACGUCCGCGACAUAUUAUUCUCGUGGCAAAUGGGUUCAACUUUGUCGUUAAUUCCAAGAGGAGGAAGAAUAUAUGCAAAUAUAUUGCCAUUUACCCGCGAUCGUGAAACAAUGGUUUUGCAUGCGACUUCGCAAAUUGUUUCCGAGAGCAGCUGAACACGGGGGAGGCGGAUUUGUUAAAAUUUAACAGAGGUUAAACGUCGGUGUUUUAUAAACAUGCCAGGGCGUGUCGUAUUUAUUUAUAUACGCGUUUGCGCAGUGAGGCAAAGUGCACGAUAUAUAUAUAUAUUAAUAUAUGUAUAUAUAUAUAUAUAUUAAUAUUUACUACGAUAUUCGGGACGGAUGUUAUUUAACCUGGAUAGAGGUUACACCCUAAAUACGUAUAUAGACGCAUAUUGAUAUGUUAAUAGACAAGGCAGUCGCGAUUGGGCUAAAUGUUCUAACAAUUAAACAAGGACUCCCUUAUCGUUACUUGCACUGCUCUUUUUUUUUUCCCCUUCGAUAUAUCACGUUUUUAAGUGCGUACCAGACAAUCGCGAGGUCGUCAGUUGUUUUUCCCUUUUAUUUGGGAAUCGAGUAAUUUCUCUCCCUUUUUUUUUUCUUUUUUUAUUAACAAAGCGGAGGACGCAUCUUUCGAGGAUGGAUGAAGCGAAUGUGCGUUUCUUUGUUGGAAAACCUAGCCCAAUUAAGACGAGAGUUUUACACGAGGGAUUUGUAUAGUUAUUAAAAGCUGUAUGUUAAUUGUCAUCGCACAUCCUGCGCGCAUUGUUAGCACUGUGCACACACGCGACUUUUUGCGCAAAAUCGUCCGAUGAAAAACCGUAUUCCCGAGAGUCGGAGAGAAAAUACGCAGGAAAAAAUGGACACUUGGGGUUGAGGAAAAAGAAAGACAGCUCAAGCGACGUUCGGUCUAUAGGGGGAAUUUUCUAAACCGCCUAUUCGAACGAUUUUACGUUUUACAUAUAUAUUUUAUUUAAUUCUGGAUAUCCUCGUUUAGACCCAUGAACUUUGGGAACGAAUCUGCGAACUCCGGAUCGAGUUUCGCGUCGCUUUUGAACGGUGAUUAAUUAAAGAAAAAAUCGAGAAACUUGUAAACUGUUAAUUUCUCUCUACGUGUCUUCUAAGCCUGGUUUUUCAUCGAGUGUUUUUGCGGAAGUCCAGUUUUUUGACUUUUCUAACUCAUAAGUCAUCGGUCGGUUGAGAGGAAUGGCCAGCUCUUGGACGAGGCUGAAUCGUGGAGACUGAUUCUUGCACUUAAUGCGAAUCCGUAUUUUUCGUGUUUCGAGUCGCCGUCCUUAUACUAAUUCGUGGUAGAACCGUAGCACGUUGAGGGGGGCAUUUGUUUUUCUUUUCGGCUCCUUCGGUGCGGAUGCGAAGACGAUAAGUCGGUGAGGAGAAGGAAAAGAUUGACGGAACUUUGAGAGGGAUCGGCCACGAAAUUCACAUUUUUAGGAAGAGAGAAAUCGGUAGUUCCCCUUGAUUUUUUAAGAAAAUUUUCCCGUUUGAACGGUCCUCGAGUGGAGGUUACGCUACUUUACUGGAUUUAUUAAAGACUGGAUCUUGACUGUUCGCUUUUAAUAGAACGUUUUAUGCCGGGCAUGUUUCUCUGUACAAAUGUGCAAAUACUUUAUACUCGACGUGUAAAUUGCAUAAUAAAUAUGAAACGGAACACGU
Messenger RNA from Orussus abietinus, 5511 nucleotides. RefSeq names its product roquin-1 (gene roq). The record is from RefSeq and is a predicted model, not a curated record. The transcript has 16 exons. Gene Ontology annotation, molecular function: metal ion binding. Bases 119 to 2845 code for a protein of 908 amino acids. Lineage: Eukaryota; Metazoa; Arthropoda; Insecta; Hymenoptera; Orussidae.